Messenger RNA from Mauremys reevesii (Reeves's turtle), 1029 nucleotides. RefSeq names its product C-type lectin domain family 2 member D-like. NCBI's taxonomy places the organism in Eukaryota, Metazoa, Chordata, Testudines, Geoemydidae. The coding region runs from base 277 to 894 and encodes 205 amino acids. The record is from RefSeq and is a predicted model, not a curated record. The transcript is spliced from 6 exons.
GAAACCAAGGAGUGGUCUUCUCAGAGACUGAGGUGACCGAAGGAGUGGUGUGGAAGCAAACUGAUCAUCUGAAUAACAAGGCACCAGGCCCAGAUGGUCCAUCCAGGAGUUCUGAAGGAGCUCAGAUCGGCUGGAGAGUCCGGAGCAGGGAGGGGGAGCAGGGCCAGGACCUCCGCCCCGGCUCGGCUUCGCUGAAUGGGACCCAGUCAGACGGAGGAGCCGAUCCCAGCCCAGCGCCUGCGGCAGCGUCUCUAGCCUGAGUGUCGCUGAGAGACAAUGGAGCCUGUGGACAUUGGCAGCCAAGUGCCACUGCGGCGAGGGUACCGUAUUGGUGGCAGUGGACACCAGAGGAGUGGAUGGUGGCCAGAACCUCCUUGUAACUGCAAGAGACGCACUGUCACCCUCACAGUCGCCCUCGCAAUCGUGUUCUUAGGUCUCAUCAUCGCUGUUAUUGUCCUGGCAGUGUUGCCAUCUAGGCGUCCUCCAGCUGCCCUGGGCCUCUGCUGCCCGGACAGCUGGGUUGGGUAUGGAGGGAAAUGCUACUAUUUCUCCGAGGCCGAAGGGAACUGGACCUACAGCCAGAGACACUGCUCCUCCCUCGGUGCCUCCCUGGCUGGGAUCGACACCCUGCAGGACCUGGAUUUCCUGCUGCGCUAUAAAGACAAACCCGACCACUGGAUCGGCCUCCGGAGGGACCCGGGGCAGCCCUGGAAAUGGGUCAAUGGCACCGAAUUCAACCACCUGUUUAUGAUAACAGCAGAUGGUGACUGCGUGUAUCUGAAUGACGAGAAUUGGGUCAGCAGCUCACAGUGCACCAGUGAGAGACACUGGAUCUGCAGCAAACCUGAUGCGUUUACAAAGGCAAAGGAGGCAGCAGUGGAAGGGGGCUCAUAACAAGAGUAUUAUCAAAAUUAGCCCUGGAAAAGCCUGUUCACUCCCUUCCAGGAGCCCAUUGGGUUGGAAGGGGCAGGGAGGGGGUAGGUGUGACACUGGCAGACCAGGUACCAGCUCAUGCCAAAGGCCCCAUGU